This is a messenger RNA of Galleria mellonella (greater wax moth), 13536 nucleotides long. RefSeq lists its product as uncharacterized. The annotation marks the transcript as partial. Lineage: Eukaryota; Metazoa; Arthropoda; Insecta; Lepidoptera; Pyralidae. The transcript is spliced from 13 exons. The record is from RefSeq and is a predicted model, not a curated record.
CGUGCGAGCGCGGCCACCCGCGAGCCGCCCUCAGCGUGCUGUCGUUCCGCGGCGACAAGCCUGACGAUGAACAUUCCAUCUACGCACGCCCGCCGCUGCCACAACAUGAAAUAUCGACUAUUCGUUUACAGCGGUGUUCAUCGUUGGAGCGGCCAUCCGUGCCCGCUAAGUCGACCAACGCCAACACUGGGCAGUCGGAGUUUAAACCCACCAAGCCUUCGUCGCUGCCGCCGCAUCUCACUAAAGACAUGCCAGCGCUGUACGUGAACCUGUCCGAGCUGGCGACUUUAGCAGCGGCGCGGGCGCACCACCACGCCACCACGGCCACCACUGCUGCGGCUGCCGUUGCCGGCGACCACCCGCACCAGGAGAAGGUGUGUUCAGAGAGUAGCGCCAGUGAAUCCUCGCUGGAGUCCUCGAGUGGGUACGGAAGUCAAGGUGCCUUUGCUGCUGAGGAGCACGCCCAUCAGCUCCAAGCGCAACAGGCUGAUGUCGAAUCCGAGAUCGUGACGUUGAGACGAGAUUGCGACGCGCAAGUCGCGGCCGCUCGCGAGAGCUUCUCUAUCUCUCUCGGGAGUCUAGAAGAAGCUGUGAGGUCGCUGGACGAGGCCUCCGACAGUCCGCCCUUCGCCACUAUAGGCAAGAAGCCGGCGGUGCCCAAACGGCGGCCCGUCUCGAUGGCAGCGACAGUUUGGUCUCGUCGGGGCUCAUCAAGCUCGCUCGGGAAGCCGCCGCCGCCGGUGCGAAGGUCCUCGUCCAUAUCGAGGCCGCAGCGACCUGCUUAUGGCCAGGGCAACUUACAAAGCCCACAGAUGGGCUCAACGGACACCGACAACCUCCCGCCCCCGCCGGCAUUUUUACUGCAACCAGAUAACGAAAAUGCGGGACACCAAUCCAUAAACGUGGCUGAAACUGUAAAACAACUAACCGAAUUGAAACACAUGCCGGCCUCCCCCGGUCUCGUCAGACGCAGCCUUCAACAGCUCCAGACCAGCCAGACGAACCAGUCCAGCCAAAUGAAUCAGACGAAUCAGACAAAUGCGAACCAACCGUCGCUGAGCACUUUCCAACAAGCGAAGAGUAACUUCUCAUCAAACACCAGUCUGAACAGUACUGGCAAUUUGAACCCUAUAUACGGGCAGACAGGGCACAGAAUCAUGGCCUACGUGGAGAAUUCGGUAUACGUGAGAAAGAAUAGUUUAAAUAGCUCAAAUUCGGAUCUGUUCAGAGAUGGGAACGCAGGCGGAUCACCGCACGGCUCCAGUCCCUCUACGCCCAGUUACGGGGAGAACAAUUCGUUUUCCAGUUUCGGACCAAGAGUAUCUAAUGAAUCGCAUUACGGACAAACUGGAUUCAAACUACAACAAGAGAAAAAAUACGGUCAAAGCAACACUAUAUACGCGCAGCCGUCGCAGAUAAUCGCCGGCUUCAACAGCAUGGCGCGCCACGACGCGCUCAGCCCGCUCGCCGCGCGCCGCUCGCUCGCCGCGCGCUCGCAUAGCGCCGACCGACACGCCGACCAAGGUGGCUUAAUAGCAAGUUUAAGCGCUAAACUAGCACCUCAAUUGUCACCGAGAACGACCCGCCGCGCCAUAUCGACCAUCACCGCAGCCGAUUCACCACCGAAAACGAAAGGCGCGGCGCCGGCGGCGGCGCAGGCCGCGUUCCUGGACAAGCUGUCGGCCACGCUGCAGCGCCGCCACGCCGCGCCCGCCUCGCGCGCCGGCGCCGUGCGCGACCGCAUCAACGCGCGCGCGCAGCCGGAUCCACGCGUGUGCCACACGUCCCUGAUGGAACAAAUCAAACGCGGCGCGACGUUGCGUCGCAACAAACACUGCAACGACCGAUCUGCGCCUAAGAUACGCUGAAUUUAUUAAUAAAUUUAUCAUUAAUCUUCAUAAUUAUUACUAAGGAAAAUGUAUGAGAGAUUACCACAGAUAUGAAUUGAAACAGAUGGAGUAAAGGCAACUAUUUUAUCGGUGGCAUUUUAGGACUUUGAAUUUACUGUUAGCUCAGGGACGUAAAGAUAGCUGUGUUAUGAGUAUACCAAAGUUUUUCUUCUUGUUUUAUCUCGCUGUAUUGAAUUGUUAUUAUAUGGUGAAUUCCCUGAGGUUUCUGUUACGACACAUCGUAAAAUAUUAGUUUCGAGAAUGCUCGACAUGUGUGAACUUACUUACUUGUGUGAACGGUGUAGUUAGCAUUCAUUUGACUAUGUACAAUUUUUUUUUGCUAAAAUGACUUUGCUCAAAAGAAUCUACUUGGACACCGGAUGAAUUAAUUUCGCGAUUCCUACAUGAGAUUUAUUAAAAAUGUUUACAGCUCUUAUAAAUUUUUGUUAUAAAUGGGGUUUGCUGUCAAAUGUAUACCUCCGUAUAAGUGCGUAAUAUUAUAUAUAACCAAUUUCAAUUGUGUAAAUAUAAAACUUCUAAUACAAAAAUAAUUUACGUCAUCUGUCUCUAUCUAUGUCUGUGGGAAUUACAUACAAUUAUCAUCCACGUAAGUACACUGUUAUGUUAGAAAAUCCAUAAACACAGAUUUUCAUUUUCAAAAUCAAAAUUUACCAUGUAAUAUGAAAUACAAAUUAUAACGUCUCUCAUACAUUUUCUUUAGACAUUAAAUAUAUCAUAUGAUUUAUCUUGAUACGUUAAAAAAAAUAUUUUAAUAUUUGUAAAUGAAUGUACGAUCAACGCAAUAUAGAUGUUGUAAGCACGUUAUGACAUAUCUAUUAGUGCUCCAGUGACGACUAUUUCAUUAAAUAUAUAUUUCUUAUAAUACACAUAAACGUUGAGACUGUCACGCACACAGAUACAUUAUUUUGAAAUGUUUAUAUGCAAAAAAAAAGAAAGAUUUCUCAAUGUGUGCUUGUUACAUUUUUCGUGACGAUUCAUUUCUUAAUAAGGGAGAUAUUAAGAUCUUGUGAUGUCUUCAUCUCUCUCCCACUAAUACAUAUUCAGCGUCUUAUAAUUAGGUGUGGAUAAUAUGCAGCAAUAUCUGUACUAGUUACAAUAUCUGUAUAUUGGUCCAAUAACGAAUAUGUUAAAAGUCUGUUAUUCAAAAAAAUUAUAUUGAAUAACAGAUAUAUAUUUGAAAAUAAAUAUCCGUCCGAUAUGGGCGAUAUCGAAAUGGGUGAUGACCUUGUUUCCGCCAUUAAUGUCCAAAGAAACCCAAUAUAUAGAUAUCGGAUCGUUAUCCAUAUUACCCAUGCCUAAUUGUAAUGUUGUCCUCUCCCUCACACUUAUAGAUAGAAUUAUGAAAUGUAAAAAAAGGUUUCCGAUUGUAUUCACUUUGCGAGACAAUACAGAAGCACUAACUAGUUAUUAGAUCAACUAAUGUAAUGUCGAUCAUAUCAAUAUAACCGUCAUAGAAACUUAACAUUUAUACUAUAAACUUGAUUUUGUAAAGUGUUUCAGAAUAACUGCUCCACUGAACUCUUUAAUGGCUUACAUAUCAACAAAUUAAACCGUAACACGUUCUAUCCAGUGGUUCGAUUCUCGUAAAGGUAAACCGUAAAAAUUCCGGUUUUUAUACACGUCACCUGUCAAAUGACUUGUUAACCGUAAAACGAAAUAAUGUCUCCAAAUAUGUUUCUCUGUACUGUGCUGACUUUAAAUAUAUAAAGAUAUAUUUAAAAAUCUAUAAUAAUAUCGAAUAUCAAUAAAUAGUUUGAAAUAUUUGUAAAUUAAUCCUUUUAUAAAAACUUACUUCCAACAAACCCUUUUUUUUUUAACAGUUACAGUGCUUUGUCACUUUCUUUCACAUCGAGAAAUUAAUACAAAAGAAUAAGACAAAAUAUUUUAAAUAGCUAAAAUAGGUUUUCCGACACGUUUGACGUUUUUAUGAAUAAGCGUGUUAACCCUUAACGGUCGACUUUCAUACCAACAUAGUAAACGCACUGGGGUACCAUUUCACCACAGUUGAAAAAUCAAUUUGGGUACUGGAAUAUACAAUAUUAGACCUCUAAAAAAUUUGAUAUAUAUUCUAUAACAUAUCUUUAUUCUUUUCUUACGAGACUAAAUCACUUUGACUAUCUGUAUAUAUCAGAAGAAGUAUGAUUCUUAGCUUAAUCCUUAACGUAGCUUAACCCUCUCAUUUUUCAACGUCAAACUUGUUAUAAAUCUAUUUUAGUUAUUUUGUCCUUUUGCUUUAACAAUCUUAAUUUGACAGACACAAAACACUCUAAUAAUCGAAACAGGUUUGUGAAUUUGUUACAGAUUUUAUGAAUAAAUGGGUAAAUCUUUAAAUUUGCAUUUCUUUUCGGCUGGGGUAAUCAUUCACCAAUUGUCACCGCUAAAGGUUAAUAAAUAAAAAAUGAUUCGAUUGUAUCACGAUUGAACGAAUUUAGAAUCGGCAUCAUUAAAUGAUGGUGAUACGAAUGAUUGCUACAACCGAUAAGCUACGACUGCACAGCGGUUAACGUUACAAGAACCGAGCCACUGAUUCUACGAGUGAGUAAAUCGUAAUCGCGUCGUGUAAAUGUGAUAUUUUAAUAAUUAGCAAUAGAGUUGGCAACUGUUCAAUUACAUAAACAAUAAUUAAUAUUUUUAUUUAUUGCACAAUAAAACUUUGUAGUGGCGAGCCAAAUGUCACAUGGCAUUAUCUACCAGCUAAUCAUUGGGUAAAAACAGAAAGCGUAUGAAGGGCAAAUGUAGUGAAAAAUAUGUAAAAUAAUUAUAGUACGUACUGAAAUAAUUAUACGUAUAUAUAUAUAUAUAUAUAUAUAUAUAUAUAUAUAUAUAUAUAUAAUACAUAUACAUUGCCUUCGAUAUAUAUGGAUAUACUAAUAUAUGUAUAAUUUAUUUAUGGUAUUAUACAUAAUACCACAUUGGAACCCCCAUUAGGUGAAAAGGUGUUACCUAAUUAAUAAUAAUAAUAGUCAUAUUUUGUUUAAUUAAUUCCAUAAUUAAUUAUACACAAUAUCUUAUUAAUACAUAUCAGUGAGUAAUUGUACAAAAUUUUUAUAACAGAAAAAAAAGAAAUGGUUAGACACUUGACAAUUUAUUACAUAACUAGCUGACCCCGUAAACGUUGUUUUACCACUUAUUGCGAAAUAUUAAAAUCGCGAUUAAAAUACAGGGGUUGAUUGUAAAACGAUGAAAAUUUAAAGUUGUAUGUAUUUUUAAAAUUAUAAAUUUGGCAUUGAAAAAUACAUAUAAAAAUAUAUAACAAUAAAAAUAAAAAAAAAAUUGUCAAAAAAAUUUAAAAAAAUAUUUUGGGGUAGGUCAUCUUUAUCAUUGACGGGUAUAGAUAUUCGGGUAUAGAUAUUAUUUCAAAAAAUUUAAUUUUUUUGAAAAACUGUAAAAAAUAAAUUUACAUUUUUUUUAUAUACCACAAAUAAACAAACAUACAGCCCGUCGAAUGGUAAACGGUCACUGUAGCCUAUGAACGCCUGCAGCACUGUUUUUCAACAUUUUCGUUAUGCACUUUUUAAAACUAUACAUACAUAUCUAAACAUAUAAAAAAUAAGGCCUAACCUAUAAUAAAAAUUAAAAAAAAAAACAGUAAUCUGAUAAUUUAUAAGCUUUUAAAAAGUUUAAAUUUUUAUGAUAAAAUUAUUAGCGUCAAAUUCAAUAUGGCUAGGCCUAUUAUACCAUGCUGGUUAAAUGGUUUAUUAUAUACAAAUAUAUAUAUAUAUAUAUAUAUAUAUAUACGAAAUACAUAUAUUACUAUAUUAAGUACAGAUGUCCUUAGUGUCAAUGACGGGUGCUUGUUGCCAUGGAAACGAGUGUUGACCGUUUCCUAUUGGCAGUUGGAUAUCGCGUCGUAAUCAUCAAUGUAAUAUCAUUACAUAUAAUAAAAUUGUAACCGGUCGCUGUCUGUACAUGGAAGAUAUAUAAGAAAAACAACUAUAGGUGGGCUUUAUGAACGCAAUAGAACACAGAACAAUGAUUUUUAGAAUUUUUGUGUUUGUUUGUACGUUUGUGCACGCUAAUCUCAGAAACGUAUUGGCCAAUUUGAAUGCGGUUUCAUUAAUUUGUUGCGGUUUUCUCCACUUAACAUUUAGUGUUUGUUUUAUUUCAAUCGGUUCGUAAAUAAAAAAGUUAUAAUAAUUUAAAGAAUCACAUAUAAAAUGCUAUAAAAAGCAUAUGUAGUAGGAGACUUUAUAUACUAAUUCAUGCGAGUGCAGCCGCGGGAUACUGCUAGUUUUCAAUAAAUAUAUACAGUAUAAUACUUAUGACAGAUAUGUAUGUAUGUGUGUAUGUAUGUAUGUAUAUAUGUAUGUGUGUAUGUAUGUAUGUUUGUAUGUAGUAUAAUUAUUACAAUGGUCAUGUUUGUUAUUUGUGUAGAUAACUGGGUAUUCAGUGGUUUCACGUUAUAAAUGACGUCACAGUGUAGCUGUCAGUGUGACGUAGUAUCUGUUCAUGCGAUCACUCUGUACCCACGUGCUAGCGGCCGGUACUGUUUCUGUUUGCCAACCGACUUCUAAAGAGAGGUUCACAAUUCGUUUUGUUUUUAUGUUUGUUACGUCGUAACUCCGUCGGUUGUGAACCGAUUUGGACAAUUCUUUUUUUACCUAAAAGGAUAUACUUGUAGAUUAAAUAAAUAAUUAUCAUACAAUUUUAACAUAGGUUCACCAGGGGGAGACUUUACAAAAGUCGAUUGCUUGGGUACCUCUGUCCCAUUUGUGUUUCAACCGUGAAGCAAUUGUGUUUGCAUGGCUGUGUUUCGAUUUGAAGGGUGGGAUAUGACGUGAAUUUACUGGGUACAGAGGAAUAACACCUGAGUCCUCAGGAAUGGCAACGCAUGGGGGGGUAUCAUGGGCGAAACAAUAUACUCUGUUAUGUCCAUGGUACUGCUCAUAUCUAUAGGCGACAGUUACCACUUUCCUCAGGUGGGCCGUCAGCUUGUUUGCCAUUCUAAGUUGUAUCAAAAAAAAAAUGUUAAAUGUGUAGCCUAUUUUAGCUAAUGAAGUAUUUUGUCUUUUUAUUUUCUCAAUUCGAAAAACAAGGACAAAAGACUCCAAUGGCUAAUAUUAUAGGUUUGUAGGACAUUAUAGCUUUUAUGAAUAAGGGGGUAAUUUUAAUACUAACUAAUGGGGAAUUACCUUAUUAUAUACAUAUGUAUAAUAAGUUCAGUAUAUUAAUUGUAUAUUUUUUUUUAUACAACUUAGAAUGGCAAACAAACAACAACAAUAAUGGUGGUAAUAGACCACAGAAUGGUAUACCGGUAAAGUAGGCUAGCUAAAAAUAAAACUAUACCAAACCAUGUGGCCAUCACAGUAAUACGAGCUUGCAUCCUCCUCUUAUUUUCUUGUAUUAAGUACAAUUUAAGGACUUUAUUUCUAAGAAAAGAUAUUUGGCAAAACUAUUAAGAACGGGAACAUUUAUUAUUCAAGUAAACUUGUUUACAAGCAUUUUUGAAUGAAUAGUCAUUUUUUUAUCAACUAUCGCCCAUUUGUAAUACAAUAUUAGCUAAGAAGAAUGGACAAGAAACUCAAUUGUCGCUUAUUUUUAACAAAAGUUGAUUUUACAAUUGUAAAUUUGUAUCAAUGUAAACAGCAAAAAAGCGAGUGUGGGACUAACAUAUCAAUACACCCUAUCAGACCGACCUCCACGCGUUUCCCCCUGGAAACUAUCGUGGUUUAUUCUAAUGGAUUCUAUUCUAUUGGAAUUCGUCACGAUUAGCUAACUGACCUACCUUUUCAUCCUCACCUUUCAUCCCUCACUGGUGCCUCGCCAGCGUAUACCGUUAGUGCAAGACUGGGCUACCAUUCCAUUAUCACUCAUUAAAAAAACCAUGGGUAUACAGCCAGAUUUUUAUUGAAAAUAAAAUUUGUUCACAAUAGUACAAAGAUACAGCGUAACACACACAGGACUUAGUCGGCGGCGAACCUCCUUUAUCGAAAUCGGUUAACAACAUUUCAGAAUAUUACGUAUUUCAUUGUAAAUAAAAUGAUUAUAACAAAAUUGAAUACCUAUUGACUGUGUAGUACAUUUAUUACGUAAAUUAUGUUAUUUAUUAUACAUCAAGAGCAUUAACCACAAUUUACUUAAUAAUCUGUUUAAAUUUGAAUUUACAAACACUAAAAUUUUUAAAAUAAGGAGCAUCUCAAUUCGCCUAUGUUGCAACGUCACAUUUGUACGUCAUUUUUCAAAAACGGUAGUUUUUUUUAAUUGGUUAUUUAAAAAAGAGAGAUAUUUCUCUGCCUAAGAAUGAAAACUUUAAUAAUCGAUUUACCAUUAAAGAUAUAAAUUUACCGUUAAAUUUUGUCACCUAUUUGAUUUACUCGUCAUCGGUAGGGAAUCCAGCUUUACAACCUAAGACCAGAAAGGUCACGCACAGUGCCGUUUCAAAGGAGCUUUCUCUCAUGAAUUAUCAGGUUGUGGAAAAAUCUUCCUGCAGAGGCAUUCUCUAAAGACUGCAGCAUGACGUUUUGCAAAAAGGUCGUAUCUACAGUGGUAUCUCGAUAUACGAGUGCCCUAAUAUAUAUAGCUGCGACGUUGCCACAAUUUGAUGGAUUACAGAUAUGAAUGCUCUUGAAAUUUACAGGGUACAGAGGUACACCUGAGUCCUCAGGAAUGGCAACGCAUGGCGGGUACCAUAGGCGAAACAGUAUACUCUGUUAUGUCCAUGGUACUGCUCAUGUCUAUAGGCGACGGUUACCACUUUCUAUCAGGUGGACCGUUAGCUUGUUUGCCAUUCUAAGUUGUAUAAAAAAAAAGGUCAGUUAGCCUGUCGUGAUGAAUUCAUCAGUAAUCACGAUGACCUUCAGGGUGAAUUGCGUAGAGGUCGAUCUGAUGGUGUAUAUUGUUAGCAAUGGGGUCAUUAGACCCCUUUAUUAAUGAUACAUAUGUCGUGUUAGUAUGGGAGGGUUAAAAUUUUAUCAUUUUGGGACUCUUGUUCGUUGGGGAAAACCAAAAAAAAAAAAAUUAGGAAACACCGAUGACGCUCUCUUGGUGACUUUUUGAAAUAAUUCCGAAUGGCAACUGUUAGGUCUGUACGGUUCAUACAUUUCCUUAAUGUGCAUACCUAUCUAUAUAUUUAUAAUAUUACAUACACGUAUGUGACUUAUUGACUAAGGGAAAUGACUAACUUUUUUUGUUAUUAUGACAAUGAUAAUACACUACCUUUUAAGGUUAAUUUUAUAGUUUUUAAAUCUAGCGUAUUAAAAAAAAAAAAAAAAAAAAAAGAAAGGAAAGUAUUAUAGACAAUCAAGUUCAUUAAAAAAAAGAAACAAAAAGACAAUAUUAUCAAUUUGUAACAGUUGGUAACAUGGCCAGCACUCAACGUUAUGGUAUGCCAGUCUAUUUACUGCCACAGCGCUGUUAUUCUGUGUAAGCUACACUUUUCGACUUUUUUUUAUUAACUUAAGUGGCGAACAAACCUUACCUUUUUGCCUAUUGUAUAAAAUAUUGUCUAUGGCAGAAUUAUGUUUUAAUACAUUGGGGGAGCUCUAGAUACUGUAUAUGUAUAUACUUGUGUAUUGGUACUGUGUCUGGAUAUUGUACUCACCUAGAUACAGUGUUUGGAUACACGAUUUGGAUACAGUAUCCAAAUACAAUAUGCUACAGAACGUAUUGCGACGCUGCGAAAAUGUAAAACGGCUAUCGUUUAUUUGACCACAGACGUUGUGUGACAAUAUAACGUUACUCAGUUUUUCCUUUUUACUUUUUUCUUUACAUAAAUAUGUAUUUAUUAUUAAAUUCAAUCAUAAAUACUGAGAAAUUUAAUAGGUAUUUAUAACAUAUUUCUUAUUGAAUGUAUCAGUUGUCAACUCUUAGUUAAAAAACGGUUUUUUUUUUAAAUUAAAAAAUAUCCAAAGUGUUUACUUACUCUAGAGGACGGUUUAUUAGUGGUUUACUAAGUGUAUUUUGUACCACGUUUCUUAAAAAAGCCUUCACAGACGAGACUUCUGUGGGUACAUCUUAACUUUUUCUUUUAAAAAUGAAACCAUACUUUUUGUCUCUCAUGUAAUGCGUAACUGUAAUUCUAACAGUUUAUUUUUAGGAAAAAAGUUCCCGUGAAUUGUCCUCGUCUGCGUAGGCCUAAAUUGUUUUCUUUUUCAAUUUAACAGUUAAAUUUAUACAUAGAUAAUAAAUCAGUGUUACACAUAAUUUUUUCUAACGCUUGUUUCAAACUAUGAAAUGGAUGACAACAUAUCUUUGUAAUCGGAACUUUGAAUUUAGAACUAGUGAUGGUGCGCGCGAAAAGUUCUCGCGGUUUUUUUUCAGACGCCAUCUUUGAAUUGUCUAUGCUCGUAGUCUAACGUUUACAGAUAAUAAUUUCAUAUAACAAGAAUAUUUAUAUAUGUCGUCAAAUGUUUAUAUAAUACACAUAUAUAUUUUAAAUAAAAUUAGCGUUUUUUAUAGAUAUUUUCAGUUCUUUUUUUCUAAGAGUGUUUGUAGUUGUAGUUAGAUGAAUACGACAAGGGCGGGAGGCUAACUUAAUUUAAUUAUUUUUUUAAAUGCAAGCUGAUUAAAUAAUAUAUAUCUUAUAACUAUAUAUUUGUGUAGAUACGCUCGUUCCUGUCUCUUUACUUUAUUAUUAAAUUUAUAAGGUGCACUAUGCGAAUGAAGGCAAAUAAUUAAUUCAGACUUUCAGUGACCAUAGUGCGUUCCUUACUAUAUUUUGUAAAAUGUAAUACAUAGAUAAGUCCAUAUAGAUUUCAUUUGGUAACGAGCAGUACUGAUAGUUUAAACUAAUCAUGUAGUGUAUAAGUGUGUUUAUAAUAAAAACGCUGUGUAGGGUAGCUGUUCUUACAUAUCUGAUUAAAUGAAACAUGUAAAAUGAACGUCCAAUGAUUCCAUGUCAUCGCUGCUAUUUCCUUGUUUUAAACGUGUUGUGGUAAUUAUUGCAUAUGUUCAUAAAUGUAUUUGAAUGGUUUAUUUACCUUAUUACGACAGAAGAGGAUUUUAAGACAUAAUAAGCUGUGACAAUCUAUUACAACAUUUCUAAUACUAUUUUCGAUAUUUUUAAAUGACAACAAAUUGCUCUGAACGUGAAACGUUAUAUAUAUAUAUAUAUAUAUAUAUAUAUAUAUAUAUAUAUAUAUAUAUAUAUAUAUAUAUAUAUAUAUAUAUAUAUGAAGAAAAUUAAUUAAAAUCAAAUUAUUGUUAUAAAAAAUUUGUAAUAGUGCUCUCGCCUACAGCCGCCUCGCCUUUCCAGCGACCACGUAGAAGUUGACUUGAUAGGGAUAUAAGGAAUAGAGAUCACAGUUACUACCCGUGCAGCCGGAGCCGAACAGCCGCAGCGUGGAAUUGUCAGUAAUGGGAAAUAGCAGCCAUAUUGCCCUUAAUUUAGAGUAUAUUUCAUUCUGCUUGCUUUUACAUUCUCACCCAAUGUCCUUCACUGGGGGGAACAGGAUUGUUAGUAGUGAGAGUUGACAGCCCCAUUGCUAGCAGUCAGGCCGACCUCCACGCGGUUCCCCCUGAAAACCAUUGUUGUUAAUUCUUGUUCUGUUGGUCACUAUGGGUCAACUGACCUGCCUUCAUCCUCACCUGUCACCCUUCACUGGUACCCCGCUAGCGUAUACUGAUAGCGCAGGUGGGGUUACCAUUCCAUUAGCACCCAUUAAAAAUAAACCUUCUUUAGGUCUCUUGUAUUGUAAUAUAUAUUAAGGAACAUAAAAAAAAAAAAAUGUGUAAAGAUGUUCAUAUUGUUUACCUCUUUACAAGUACGUCACGGGUAUAACUCUAAGGGCCGUUUUACGCAAGCGUACCGUACAAAAUAAGUCCCAACUCCACCACAGUUACACAACAGUCUUAUGACUAACUAUAUUUUACAACUUUUGCUUACAUUAGAGCGUUGAGUUCAUUAACCAUAGACACAACUGUGUAUCAUUGGUAAAGUAAUGACUAUGACGUCAUACGAAAUAUUUGAAUAUUUUUGUGCAGUAGAAUUAAAUUAAAAUAUAAUAAUGUAUGUGUAAUUGUGUCGCUUUAUCUAUUCAUUCAUAAAAUUUUUAUUGCCUGACAGACUUAAUAAUAAAGCGAUAUAUAUAUAUAUAUAUAUAUAUAUAUAUAUUUAAUUUAAUUCAUUCUAUUUAAUCCAUUCUAUUUAAUUUAAUUCAAUUAGAGCAGGUAUUUACACUCUUUCUAGGGACAAAACUGUAAAACAUUCUGUACAGCAAUAAUACCAGGAAGCGUAUACUGCGGGAAUUUAAUUAUGCGACGCAGUAAUGACACAUGCGUAUAACGAAGGAAAGGAAACUAGGAAAGUCACGCAUGCACUGCAUGAUCGACUUGUUACGUAGAAAAGACGAAUAGUACUGUACGUUCUACACGUGAUUAAUUUUUUUAAUACAUGAUAAUGAAAUGUAUUAAACAAAUCACAUGUAGCGUUCUCCUUUAACCAAAAGUUGUUUGUAAGAGAUUGACCGAGCGAUAAUACCGUCUUUUGUAUGUAUACUUUAAUCUGUACUUCAUGUUACUGUAUUUUAGUUUAAUUGUUUAUAUGUUAUUGUUUAUUUAUAUAUUUUUGCUACAAUAAAGAGUUAAAUAAAUUAAAAAAUAAAUCUAUUAGUAAAGUUGGUGAAAAAUCUAUGUGGAGAAUGAAGUCACGUCAGUUGGCUGGUUGUGAGAAAUUCACGUGAUAGUGUCUAGAGAUGCUACGUGGAGAUCGGGCGAAAGGAUUUUAUCAAUAGCGCAAUCAUUACUCUGUCACGUUUGCUCUGAAAGUACGUACUCUGUACAAAUUUAACGAGGUAAAAACUAAUAGUCCUCAAUGUCUAGUUGAAAGCCCAUUUUGAUUAACUAUUUCAUUUUAGUGUUCUAGCCAUAGUAAAUGAUAGGGGUGGGUAAUGUACAGCAAUAUCUAUAUAUUUUAGUAACAAAAUCUAUAUAUUUUAGGACAAUAUUUAUAUAUUUUAGUGACAAUAUUUAUAUAUUUUAGUAAAUAUAUCUAUAUAAUUUGGUAGCUAUAUCUAUAUAUUUUAGUAGCUAUAUCUAUAUAUUUUAGUAGCUAUAUCUAUAUAUUUUAGUAGCUAUAUCUAUAUAUUUUAGUAGCUAUAUCUAUAUAUUUUAGUAACAAUAUCUACAUAUUUUAGUAACAAUAUCUCUAUAUUUUAGGACAAUAUUUAUAUAUUUUAGUGACAAUAUUUAUAUAUUUUAGUAAAUAUAUCUAUAUAAUUUGGUAACAAUAUCUAUAUAUUUUAGUAACAAUAUCUAUAUAUUUUAGGACAAUAUUUAUAUAUUUUAGUGACAAUAUUUAUAUAUUUUAGUGAGAAUAUUUAUAUAUUUUAGUAGCUAUAUCUAUAUAUUUUAGUAGCUAUAUCUAUAUAUUUUAGUAACAAUAUCUAUAUACUGGUCUAAUAACGUAUAUGUUAAAAGUUUUAUCCAAAAAUAUCCAACGAUAUUGAAAUGGCUGAUGACUUUUUUCGCUAUGUACGUUCAAAGUAAUACAAUAUAUAGAUAUCGGAGCUGUACACAUACGAGUAUUACCCAUGCCUAGUAAAUAAUGCUGUUUUGAAUACUGUCUGAUAAAUGAAAUGUUUUAAUUACUACAACACGUUUGCAACGGUAACUUCCCUAAUAUGUUACUAAUAUGUGUUAAUUAAGAGGUCUGAUAAUUUGGUGAAAAUAAAUAAUAAUGUCCACAUGA